Molecule: messenger RNA, 2325 nt
Organism: Aethalodelphis obliquidens (Pacific white-sided dolphin)
Lineage: Eukaryota; Metazoa; Chordata; Mammalia; Artiodactyla; Delphinidae
Gene: OR6J1
Product: olfactory receptor family 6 subfamily J member 1
Biological process (GO): G protein-coupled receptor signaling pathway
Cellular component (GO): membrane
Molecular function (GO): olfactory receptor activity; G protein-coupled receptor activity
Source: RefSeq, a predicted model, not a curated record
ACAGACAUUUGAGGUGUUAUUCACUCAUUCAGUAAAUAUUUACUAAAGCUGAUUAUUUCAAGAAACUUGUUCUAAGAGCUAUAUAAAAAGCAAAGAUUAAUAAAGACAUCUUUGAGCAACAAAUGAAAAACAACCAUAAAAUAUAAUAAAAGUUGAGUGAUAUAUAACAAAACUAUGAGAGAUACAGAGACUCAGGCAUUCAAAAGAGAAGGCUUCAUGGAAAUGACAGCACUUAUUGAGGAGAGACUUAAAGGAUAAAUAGGAUUUGAAAAGGCUGAUGAUUCCAAGUUGAAAGAAUGCCAUGUGCUAAAACAUAGGUGCAUAAAAUAGAUAAAGAAUAAAAAAAUCACAAAGGGUUUAUUGUAUCUUGAGCCCAUGGGAGGAUGUAAUCAAAGGAGACCGUGGAUAUAUCAUAUGAGGAUGGAUCAUUAAGAAUCUUAAAUACCAAACUCCCACUAAGGAAUUUUUAUUUGUGCAUACAUUACUUGGAUUUUUCUCUUUUUGAUUGGUAAGAGUUGUGCUUUUCUCUCAUAGAUUUCCUCUUGUCUUUUUAUUAAUCCAAAUACUAGUGAAAGGCAUCGAAUUUUCAGGUAAUAUUGAAUUAGCAAUAGAGUGUCUAUGCAUUCUCAAUCAGUUUACCUGAGGAUACGGAUCUGUGUAGUGAUUGGCUAAGUUAAGCAAAAAGGUUAUCAGUCUCAAAUAUGAACUACUUAUGGAUGAAGACCCAUUAUUAGAAUAAAGAUAAUAAUGAAAGGUAGUGAAAGCAGGGUAUAAUAUUAGAGGCAAAGUAAUUGUUGAAGAAUUAGAAAUAAAAUUUUGGUUAACAAAAGUAAGCGAGAAUAAUUUUUGGUUUGGGGCCUUACUUAGGCCCCCCUGCAACACCACUCUCGCCUCUAACACAUAGACAUACCAGGGACCAUACAUGAGAAAGAUAGCCCCAAGGGAGCUCUGUAAAACAAAAAUAAAGGAAUCCUUCAACUCAAAAUGCAACACUCACCAUUUUUUCCUAUCAAUUCCAAAUGUCCUCAGAUCCCCAGAACAUCACGACUCCUGGUGCAGCACACCUCUGAUUGGCCAUCCCCAGCAGAGGUCAGAGGAGCCAUGGGGAACCACACCACUGUCACCGAGUUUGUCCUGCUGGGGCUCUCAGAUGCCUGUGAGCUGCAGAUGCUCAUCUUCCUGGGGCUCCUCCUGACCUGCCUCUUCACUCUACUGGGGAACCUCUUCGUGGUCCUCACCCUCAGGGACAGGCACCUCCACACCCCCAUGUACUACUUCCUCCGCAACUUUGCCAUCCUGGAGAUCUGGUUCACCCUGGUCAUCUUCCCCAAAAUGCUGUCCAACAUCCUGACAAGAUACAGGACCAUCUUCCUGACAGGUUGCUUUCUUCAGUUUUUCCUCUAUUUCUUCCUGGGAACCACAGAAUUCUACCGACUGGCAGUGAUGUCCUUUGACAGGUAUGUGGCCAUAUGUAAACCCUUGCGUUAUGUCACCAUCAUGAGCAAAAGGGUCUGUGUCCAGCUAGUUCUUUGCUCAUGGAUGACAGGAUUCCUUAUCAUCAUCGUUCCAAGUUUCAUCAUAUUUCAGCAGCCAUUCUGUGGCCCCAAUAUCAUUAAUCAUUUCUUCUGUGACAACUUUCCACUCCUGGAACUCAUAUGUGUGGACACAAGUCUGAUUGAGCUUUUGGGUUUUAUUUUGGCCAACUUCAGCUUACUGGGCACUCUGUCCGUGAAGGCCACCUGCUAUGGCCACAUCCUUCACAUCAUCCUGCAAAACCCCUCAGCCAAGGAGAGGCAGAAAGCCUUCUCAACCUGCUUCUCCCACAUCACUGUUGUCUCUCUCUUCUAUGGCAGUUGCAUCUUCAUGUAUGUCCAGUCAGGCAAGGGUGGCCAGGGCGAGGACAGGAACAAUGUGGUGGCCUUGCUCAAUACCAUGGUGACCCCGAUGUUCAACCCCUUCAUCUACACCCUGAGGAACAAACAGGUGAAGCAGGUGUUUAGGGAGCAGGUGAACAAGCUCUUCUUAUAAAGAUGUACCGGACCUGAGAGGAGGGGAGGAAGUUACCUCCUUGCCUGAACCUCUGCAAAUGCAGCUUCUGUCCUGAUCUCCAUGAACUAUCCCCUCCUAGAUAGUUUUCAGCAUGUCCUCUAAUCUACAGUGGUUGCUCACAUGCAUCAUUAUUGGCUCACACAGUCUUCUCAGAGUACAGAAAGCUCAGCGUACCACAGCUAUGUCUGGUAUGUCCUAAUGUUUCUGACCCUAGCCUAUACCUGAGUUUCUUAAUCUUGCCUCAUUUUUAAGUUAUAAUUAUAAACUUAGCAUACC